This is a messenger RNA of Ostertagia ostertagi, 306 nucleotides long. The record is from the annotation of a GenBank genome assembly. NCBI's taxonomy places the organism in Eukaryota, Metazoa, Nematoda, Chromadorea, Rhabditida, Trichostrongylidae.
AUGCAUCAUCGAAAGCAACGCAACGGAACGGGAACGACAACAACACAGACUGGUCGAUCACCUCGAGCCGAAAGUGAUACCUUAGGCAAGCUACGAUUCCUGAAGAAACCACUUUGCCUACAAUACAUGCUCAGCUCACAGUGCGCACGUCGACAUCAGUUCUACAAAUCUAAGCCAAAAGAGCAAUCUCUUCUGGUAGUCAUAGUCGUAUGUUUGGUACGACUUGCAUACUGGAUUGACAGUUUUGUUACGGAACGAGCUGUGGCAUUUCUUAACGGCUCCUGCAACGGAGCUCGACUACAUGUG